Molecule: messenger RNA, 1086 nt
Organism: Pieris macdunnoughi
Lineage: Eukaryota; Metazoa; Arthropoda; Insecta; Lepidoptera; Pieridae
Source: the annotation of a GenBank genome assembly
AUGAUGGCCAACUCGAUGGACACGGUAAACUCCAAUCAGCCCACACAAAAUGGUAGCAAGUUACAACCCUGCCACAAUGAGUCUAAGACAAACUUGAUAGUAAAUUAUUUACCACAAACAAUGACUCAAGAAGAGAUAAGGUCAUUGUUCUCCAGUGUGGGUGAAGUAGAGAGUUGCAAGCUGAUCAGAGACAAAGUGACGGUGUUUCCCGAUCACAUCCUCAAUGGCCAGAGUUUAGGCUAUGCAUUUGUGAAUUACCACAAAGCUGAAGAUGCUGAAAAAGCAGUAAACACUUUAAAUGGUCUCCGUUUGCAAAAUAAGAUCAUAAAAGUGUCUUAUGCCCGUCCCAGCUCAGAUGCUAUCAAAGGAGCAAAUUUGUAUGUAUCAGGACUCCCCAAACAUAUGACACAGCAAGAAUUAGAAAAGCUGUUCUGUCCAUAUGGUUCCAUCAUCAGCUCACGUAUUCUCCAUGAGAAUGUCAAUGUGGGCCAUCUUAUGCAAGCAGGCUUAGAAGAUCAAGGAGGCUUACAGGGACCUUCAAGAGGAGUUGCAUUCAUACGAUAUGACCAGAGGUGUGAAGCAGAAGCAGCUAUUCGUGAACUAAAUGGCACUGUUCCACCUGGAGGAACUGGGCCCAUGACUGUUAAAUGUGCAAACAAUCCAAGCAAUCAAAACAAGGCACUAGCUCCAUUAGCAGCAUACCUGGCUCCUGCAUCUGCUCGUCGCUUCAUUGGCCCUGCUGGUAAGGCUUUGCUAGCUAUUAAUAAAGGUCUUCAAAGAUACUCACCCCUAGCUGACCCUCUCAUACAAGGUAAUGCCCUAGGUGGUUCUGGCUGGUGCAUUUUCGUUUACAACAUUGGUGCUGACACUGAGGAGAGCAUCCUGUGGCAGCUUUUUGGCCCCUUUGGUGCAGUACAGAGUGUUAAAAUCAUCAGAGAUCCAGCAACCAACAAAUGUAAAGGUUACGGUUUUGUUACUAUGACCAACUAUGAUGAGGCUGUUGUUGCAAUUCAAUCACUGAAUGGUUAUUCACUUAAUGGCCAAGUACUGCAGGUCAGCUUCAAAACGAACAAGAGUAAAUCCUAA